UGUCACUUUAAAGCUGUCAAAACUAUGGCCUUACGUGUGUUUCUUUUAUUUGUGUUUGGAAAUAAUAUUGCAAUUUACGAUGAAAUCUAAAUUAUUUACAGUGACUAACUUCGCGAUAACAUCAAUAAGCUUAGGUUUCAUUCAUAUCAGUAAUCAUGCUGUUUUUAGAUAGAUCGAAGCGUACCGAAGCAAUGUCGUUCGAAUCCAAAAAGCACUUCCAAAUAAAUAUGAUUAUAGAUAAGUGUAAAACCGUGUUAAUUUUAUCAAGUGUUAUUUGUACUUUUGGUGUGUUAAUUUCUUUACACAAGCUACUCAGUCACGAUGUUAGAUUGGCAAAGCCGUUUUCGCCCAUACCAGCUGGUUUAUAUGGAAAUUAUCUCGAGCCGUUCGUCGAGGAAUUUCCAUCAGAGACGAAGAAACCUGAUAAGGCUCGUGACGCGGAAGCUGUAGUAUCUUUAAACGCUGCGCUAGAGAUGAAAAAAAAUGGUAAGGCUGAUAAAGCUAUGAAACUGUUCCAACACGCAUUCGCACUAUCUCCAAAACAUGCAGAUAUAUUAAAUCAUUACGGAGAGUUUUUAGAGGAAACCAAAAAAGAUAUUGUUAAAGCAGAUCAGUUAUAUACCUUAGCUUUAACUAAUUAUCCAGAUCACACUGGAGCAAUGGUGAAUAGACAACGCACAGCUAGCAUAGUUGAAAAUUUGGACAGAGAAAUGUUACGAAAAAUAGACGAGAAACGAGAUACACUACUCUCUAUACCUGAAAAUAAUGCUGCACUAUGCAGAGCAAAGAAAGAAGCUUAUUUCCAACAUAUUUAUCAUACUGUUGCUAUAGAGGGGAACACAAUGACUUUACAACAAACUCGUAGCAUUCUAGAGACUAGGAUGGCAGUAGCAGGCAAGAGUAUAGCUGAACAUAAUGAAAUCUUAGGCUUAGACGCAGCUAUGAAAUAUAUUAACACCACUUUACUAUAUCGACUAAGAGACAUAACAAUGGGUGAUAUAUUAGAAAUCCAUAAAAGAGUUUUAGGGCAUGUAGAUCCAGUGGAAGGAGGGCACUUCAGACGGACCCAAGUGUAUGUUGGGGGUCACAUUCCACCUGGACCUUCAGAGAUUCAAAAGCUUAUGACCCAAUUUCUAGAAUGGUUGAACUCUGAAGAUGCAUUAGAGUUGCACCCUGUAAGAUAUGCUGCUCUCGCACACUAUAAACUAGUCUAUAUCCAUCCAUUUAUCGAUGGAAAUGGGCGUACUUCCCGUUUGCUAAUGAACUUGCUACUGAUGCAGGCUGGAUACCCACCUGUGAUCAUAACAAAACAACACAGACAUCUCUACUAUCAAUAUUUACAGACCGCUAAUGAAGGAGAUGUAAGACCAUUUGUAAGAUUCAUAGCGCAAUGCACAGAACGCACAUUAAACUUGUACCUGUGGGCUACCAGUGAAUACAGCCCAAGUAUUCCAGCCAUUGGACACCCGCACAUACUCACUGGAGAAGGUUUUGAAGAAGAACUCUUUUGAUCUGACCUCUAUUACAGCUCCGAAAAUCAACAGGCAAUGUAAUCCAUACGAAAAAGCCAGAGUUUAUACCAAAAUUUUAAAAAUUAUUUUGCUAUUUAAACCUUUGAAGAUAGUUAAUUUUAUCAUUCAAAGUUUCAAAACAUAUUUAUGUAAGCCAACUGAUUUUCAUAAUGAAAUAACUGUAACGGCACUGCUUUAGUUAAUAACUAAAUUAGUAAACAAUAGUUCCAUGAUCAAACUCAUAGAUACCAAGUAAUCAUUUGUCAGAUCUCAAAAAGUUUACUCUCAUUCAUGCUUGCUUUUAAUUAUUAUGAAUUUAAGCAAAUCAUAUGGGCAUGGCAGUAUUAUUAUCUCAGCCUCAUAGCUACAUCAUGUAUGUUUUAUUGCGAUAAUUUUUAAGUGAAAUAAAUUAAACAAAUUAAUCAGGCAAAGCUAAAUUACAAGAACGAUAAUUUGAUCGCGUGUCGAUAACGGAAACUCAGAUUUCGCAUAUACCUCAAUUAUUUAGUAAAUAUGUUUUUAAAGAUUUCAGUUGAAAUAAUAUUGUUUGAUUCCUAGCAUAAAAUACUAUAGAUAUAAAAAAUAACUUCCUUUUAUAUAAGUAAUUACUAAAUUAUAUAGCAAAUGAAAAUAUUUUUCUAUUAAAAAUUUGGUAUUUAUAUUUUAACUUCCAGAUAUCGUCCUUUUUUUAUUUAAUUUUUUUAGUUUUGUUUAAUUACGUUAGAGGAUUAGUAAAAUUAAUAUUUAAAGUGCAAUUUGGGUUUAUUUAUUAUUAUUUGAAAUAAUGGCAUCCAAAAACAAUCUUUAUUGUUUUAGUUAAUAUCUCAAGUGCAUUUACUUGUAACCUGCAGGCAGGUAUCAUUAUAUACAUUUCAUGCUGCCACUACUUUCAAUGUGUGAAUUUUAUAGAGAAAGAGUUAUACACUAUGGACCAUGAACCAUUUUGUAAAAAGUAUUUAUUAAUUAUCAUAACGAACCAUGAUGUACAAACAAUUCUCCAGAAGCUGUACUCACCGCGAUUUGGUUUCCGCAUGACACUGACAUCGGCAAUCGGCAUGACAUAACGAUUGUUUAAUAUUGAUUAGGUAAUUCGAUUUUUUUUGAUAAUUAACUACAGCUUUUCUGUAACCGUAUAAAAAAGGGAAAAUAAAAAAUACAGAAAUGAUCAAUUUCUUAAAGAAUUUUCUACUUUGCACCAUAACUUGUCAUGUAAAUAUGUAUUUAUUUUACAAGUAUGUUCUGUGAUAACAUGUUAUUUAUUUAGGUAAGAAAUUAUUAAUAGUGAAUGUUUGUUUAUUAAUGAGUGUUAUAUUCCUUUUUUUAUUUCAUAAAAAUUUAACCUUAUCAGUAAAUAAUGUACAUUUCUAAUCAAAUAUAUGUAUAUAAUACCUUGUGUGUCUUCCAAAACAUUUAUUUUUUCUAGUUCCUAUUUUCUUGUACAAAAUCCAUAACUGUAAAUUAUUCGAAUAUAACACUUUUAU
Vanessa tameamea is the source of this 2992-nucleotide messenger RNA. It is a transcript of the gene Fic, whose product is annotated as Fic domain-containing protein. The record is from RefSeq and is a predicted model, not a curated record. Gene Ontology annotation, molecular function: protein binding. Bases 156 to 1511 code for a protein of 451 amino acids. NCBI's taxonomy places the organism in Eukaryota, Metazoa, Arthropoda, Insecta, Lepidoptera, Nymphalidae. The transcript is spliced from 3 exons.